This is a messenger RNA of Octopus sinensis (East Asian common octopus), 2322 nucleotides long. Its product is annotated as leucine-rich repeat-containing protein 58. Bases 203 to 1264 code for a protein of 353 amino acids. NCBI's taxonomy places the organism in Eukaryota, Metazoa, Mollusca, Cephalopoda, Octopoda, Octopodidae. The record is from RefSeq and is a predicted model, not a curated record. The transcript is spliced from 3 exons. Gene Ontology annotation, molecular function: protein binding.
CAGCAGAAUUAGCAGCAGGCGGCUGGUUGCGGUUGCUGUCGCCGGAGAGGCUGGACCAGCUCUGUAUUAGACAGAGUUUGGAUACAAUUAAGCAAUUACCUCCUAUUUCGAUAGUUUUUUUUAGGAGUAAACGGAAACAUUAUUCAGUUUGUGAAAGAAAAACUUAGUACCUUUACCGUUACAGAAAAAGCUGUUCGCCGACAUGGAUAGCUCUACUAGUUCUGAUAGCGACUUCAGUGGGAACUGUGCUAAAGAUAUGUCUUAUUCUUCUUUACAAGAAAUCCCUGAUGAUAUUCUGGAUAAAUCAUUCAAACUCAGGGCCCUGUCUCUUUCCCACAAUCAACUUUCACCUUGCCUCGGUCCAAAAAUAGCAGGAUUUAAGAACUUAAUUAAACUCGAUAUCAGCAACAACAAUCUCUCACGAUUAUCGGAAGAUUUUCAUCAUUUAGUGAAGCUUCGUACACUUAUAGCUCGAAAUAAUCAGCUUAAUACUGAAGGAAUUGGUAAAUCUCUCUCAUCUCUUAAAAAUCUUGAGGAUAUCAACAUGUCCGGCAACCAGUUCACCGAGAUUCCACCAUGCUUUCUCAAAUUGUCUAGACUUCGAUACUUACAUAUGGGUGCAAAUCAAAUUCGAGAACUUCCCAGUCAAGUAAAAGAACUCACACACCUUGAAGUGCUGUAUAUUGGAGGUAACCAGUUAACUGAGAUACCUGCUGAAGUUGGAUGUCUCACUAAACUUAACACACUUGCACUCUGUGAUAACAAAAUACAUACUCUGCCUCGAAGUCUUGGUCAGCUGCAUAAAUUAAGGACUCUCAGCCUCCACAACAAUCGAAUUUCUAUGCUACCUCAAGAGAUAGUUUCUCUCAAUUUAAUUGAACUUAGUCUACGAAAUAAUCCUCUUGUUGUUCGUUUUGUGAAAGAUCUAGUUUGCGAUCCUCCUUCCUUAUUGGAGCUAGCAGGAAGGUCAAUAAAAGUUGAAAAAAUUAAAUAUGAUGUAGGUGAUAUGCCCCAAAACCUUCACCAAUACCUUGAAUCUGCUAAAAGAUGUGUUAACCCAAAAUGUAAAGGUGUUUACUUUUCAUCACGUUUUGAAAGUGUGAACUUUGUUGACUUUUGUGGCAAGUAUCGUUUGCCCUUGUUACAGUACUUGUGUACUCCAAGAUGUACCACAUCCCAGCCGUCAGUGCGAGGUAACAGUGACACAGAAACAGAUGAAGAGGACGUAGCUAAUGGAAUCAUGAAGAAAGUUCUUUUAGGAUAAUUAUUUACAAAUUGUUAAUAUUUUACCCCUUUGCAUUUGAUUUAAUCUCACUGCCAUUGGAUGUUCAAAAUAUUUAAGACAUCCUCCCUGCAUGUCACAAAAGCCAUUUCAUGAAAAUCAAAGUUUAUUGAACUGUAUUUUUCAAAUAAUCUAUCUUUGAUUAAAUAUCUUAUAACUUAAAAAGAAAAAGGGAAAAAAACAACAAAACCUUUUGACUAUAUAAUUUUAUCCUGUCUUAUUUUAUUCUGCAGGCUGGUCCUCUGUCAGAUUUGUCUUUAGUUCUGCAAUAAUACAUAGAAAAAAAAAGUUAGUUAAUACUAUAAAUAGUAAAUUUUCUUUCUAAAUUUACACAUAGCAACAACUAAGAAAAUUCAGGGGAAAAAUCACUAUUUCAUGUUUUGCCUUGUUAUGUUCUGUGAAUAGAAACCAAUUUUUAUCUCAGGUAAAGAAUUUUUUAAAAUACUAAACAUUUAAUGAUUUACCAUUGACUAAUUUGAAUUCAACUGUGAUUAAAAACCUGGUUGCUGGCAUGAGUGUUAUGUAGAAAUGCAUAUCACUUAAACAGCUACAUCAUUUAUAGCAUAUUACUUACUGCUGGUUGUAUGUGUGGUUCUCUUAUAUAUAUAUAUAUAUAUAAUAUAUAUAUAUAUAUAUAUAUAAAGACAGAUAGAUACUCUACAUAUGUAAAUAUGUUAUUCUAAAUUACAUCUAGCUAAAUUUAUUAAAAUAAAUAGGAAAGUCAGUUUGUAUUAAUGCUUCCCAACAUGUAAAUGUUUGCAAUUUUUGUGUAAUGUUGCUGCAACCAAGCUUCAUUUUCUUACUCAAGUCUAGUUACCUAUAGAGAUGAAGUUGUUGAGUCAGCAGUUGCAUGACCUGCUAGAAAAUAAUAACCAAAUUUUCUAAUCACACCCCACUAUUUUAAGUAUACUAUACUGAACAAUCUAGUCUCUCAUAUACAAAAAAAGUGUGGGAUGGUUGCAACUAAAAUGCCUUGGAUCAUAGGUUUGCUCAAUCAGGGCUGACUUAGGGUUAAACUACAACUUUAGGAGUUGUGAAAA